AUGCCGCCCGCCGUCCACCCCUACGCCACCAUCUCCGUCAAGUCUCACAUCCCCGUGACACUGACGAUGAAGUCCAACGCCUCCUCCAGAUGGGCGUCCUUCUUCAAGUCCAUGUGCUCCGUCGGUGACUCCAUCCUCGACCUCACCAUGACUGACAAUGAUCAGACCACCCGGGAUCUUUGGCUCACUAUUAAGGGCCUCUUUCGUGCCAACAAGCAGUCCCAGUGUGCUGGCAUGGCUGAGUGUCACUCUAUAGCGACUCCCGUUCAUACUCAUGCCAAGCUUUCAGCACACGAUGGCGCCAAGCUCCAGGACGGCUCUGAGUAUUGGAGUAUUGCUGGGGUCGUUCAGUACCUCACUCUGACUCGACCGGACCUGGCGUAUGCGGUUCAACAGGUGUGCAUCUUCCUGCAUGACCCUCACGAGCCCCACAUGGCCCUGAUCAAGCGCAUCCUGUGCUAUGUGAAGGGCACGCUCUUCUCUGGGCUUCACAUCAGCACUGGUCCUGUUCAGCCUCUGACUGCCAACUCCAACGCCGACUGGGCUGGCUGCCCGAAAUCUUGGCGCUCCACCUCCGGUUUCUACGUCUACCUCAGCGACAAUCUGGUGUCUUGGUCCUCCAAGCGUCAGACCAUGGUAUCUCUUUCCAGUGCUGAGGCAGAGUACCAGGUUGUGGCUUAUGCUAUGGUGAAGUGUUGCUGGCUGCAUCAACUUCUUCAAGAGCUUCAUGUCUGUCUUGCUUCGGCCACUGUUGUCUACUGCGACAAUAUUGACCAAUGCACCUACUACUUUCAUGCGAUUGAUGAAUCAUGUGCUUAG
This is a messenger RNA of Setaria italica (foxtail millet), 819 nucleotides long. RefSeq lists its product as uncharacterized. The coding region runs from base 1 to 819 and encodes 272 amino acids. The transcript is spliced from 4 exons. The record is from RefSeq and is a predicted model, not a curated record. Lineage: Eukaryota; Viridiplantae; Streptophyta; Magnoliopsida; Poales; Poaceae.